AACUGGCCCGGCGCGGUGGCUCACGCCUGUAAUCCCAACACUUUGGGAGGCCGAGGCGGGCGGAUCACCUCAGGACUCCAAGGCUCUAAGGAUGGAAGAGUCAUAGUUGGAAAGAGCCUGGGUACCUGAAUCACUGUAUGGAGGAAAAUCACUUGCUGAGCAGGAACAUCCUCAUUGGACUAGCUAUGUGGUUGAGAAUCUCAGCACUUCUUCCUGCCUCCUCAGUUGAGAAUCACUGAUUUACAGUGAUCUGGUCAAGACUUUUUGCUGGCAAUCCAAAAAGGAAGACAAACCAACCAACCCAGAGUUUUGCUCUUGUUGCCCACGCUGGAGUGCAAUGGCACGAUCUUGGCUCACUGCAACUUCCGCCUCCCGGGUUCAAGGGAUUCUCCUGCUUCAGCCUCUGGAGUAGCUGGGAUUACAGAAAUUUGGUUGGUAACAUUGAAGAGACACUUCUCACCUGCCUGAAAUGCCCUUCAUUAUCUUUUCAGGUUGCAAGGGCUCUGGAACAGCCCUUGCAGUACUCACAUAAAGGAGCCUGAGCUGAGUCCACACCCUGGAAGCCCAGAACUGAGGGAACAGAUGGAAGAAAGAAAGACAGCAGGUUUAGGGGAUGAGAAUAACCACAAAGGACAAGCCAUUGCUGGAUGACCUGUCCUGGGCCAGUGACCCUGAACUUCAGCCAUAUUUCAGCAUCACAAGGUACAGUAUGCCAACACCUCAGCUCCAUGUUGAGUCAAAGCAGUUAACACAGCCAAGGUAUUCAGAGGACACUAAUGAUAACAGUAGCUACUGACUAUUUCCUGGCCAGCUGGGGAAAUAAAGAACUGCUCCUUACAAGAAAAGGAAUCAUACUGCUAAGAAUUCAGACUUCAGCAGACAUGGGGAGCCUUGGGAGGAGCCCGAAUCACUGAUGGAAUUGGACAGUGCAUGGAGACGGUUCAGCAGGACAAGGUGCUCAAAAUUCAUCCCUGUGUGACCUCAAGUAAGCCACAUAACUUUGUGAUCCUGCAGUUUCAUCAUAUUUAACAUGAAAAAAACUUGACAGAUUUUCAUUCUGCCACAGAAUGUCAGGUCUCCCAGACACCAGAAAAUACAUUGACUUAAAGCCUUUGAUACAUCUCAAAGCAGUAUCCCUAUGCAGUAUAGUUGGAAGAUGGUGGGGGCUGUAGAGAGGGAUGCUUUCAAAUGGGAUUGAUCCAGUCCUCCUUCCUUCACUUCCACAUGAAUGCUGGGCAGCCCAGGGUCACACCCACUGCACCCUCAACUCGGGCAAGUCCAACAGCCAAACUGAGGAGACCUGGGCUACAGAACAGUCUCUCAAGUUCCAGGCUCACAAAACCUAGGUGGGAAUGAAUGCUGAGAAAGUGAGGAGGUGGUUCAGGUGAUCACUCUCCCCUACUCGUUCCUCUCACGUCAAACUCACCUUCUACUGCACAGCAACACUGAGGAUCACCAAAUACCAACUACUAACACCAAGACCAUGACCUUGAUGUUGCCAUGUUCUGUUAGUGGAAAGCAACCACACAUCAGUUGUGUUAGUCCAACUCAGAAAAAUACUUAUCAAGCAAUAUUCCAUAAGAACUGCUCAUGGCCCUGUUCUUUUCAAUAUAUGGGAAAACUAAAGGAAAACAACAAAAUAGUAUCAGGUUUGCAAGACUUCCCAAGAUCGAUGGUCACACGUGUUUUCAGGAGCUCCCUAUGUAAAUGAUUUUGAUCACUUGAUACCUUGAAAAGAGCUCUUAUGGGCCCAGAAUGACAUCCGUAAGUGACAAGUAUGAAAUGUAGUGUUCAGUCACAUUAAAAAACAAAUCAUCCCACAUAGAGGAAGAGCUUUGGAUGUAGGAAUGUCAAACUGGUCUUAAAUGUAAUGAAAAGCCAAGAUGGUGCCCCAGUAAGAAAAAAGAAAUCAACAUAACAAUGGGAUGCAGCAAGAAGAAUACUGAGACAGGAAAGAAAACAUUUUUAAAAAAAUUAAUUAUUCAUUCACUUUCUGGUGGAUACAGAAAAAACUGCAGAAGACCCACAGGAUAUCAUGGCAGUCUAAAAGUUUGAUAUCUUACACCGUGGAAAAGCCUUAAAUUCUAUUUUAACGUGAGAGAAGGUGGAGUGACUGACUUCAUGACUACCAUUUAGAAAAUAUAACCUGUUGGGAAACUAUUUCUGCCUUGAUGAUUUUAUACACACAAGAAAUGAACAAUGAGGAAGAUGCUUAGACGUAUUGGGAAAGAGAUGGGUCUGUGGCAUUGUCACAAGGGUACAAGGGUACACAUAUACUGAGAGUGAAUGCUGAAGGGAAGUCUCCCAUCGGUGGUGACCUCACGUGUGACCAGGGCGCCUGUGUUUCAGCAAAGCCUGGGCAAUUGGAACGCAGGGCUCCUAAGAUUCCAUGACACCCCCACCUUCUAAUUCUGUUAUUGCAACUGCAGACCGUUACCUGGCACGCUGGCUGCCACCUCCCUCACUCUUGUCAGAGUCUGAGCUAUAGGCAGUGCCUUCAGCUCUGAGCUCAGGCAUCUCAAACCUUGUUUUUGCGAUUAAGGACUCUAAAGUGCUGUGGAGAGUGAUCACGUUUUUCUCAACAUCCCUGGCUCCACCUCUUCUGCCACAAACAUCAGCAUGGUGGUGUCUGCCGGCCCUUCAUCCAGUGAGAAGACAGAGAUGAACACUGGAGAAAUCAACAAGAAAUUGCGCCCCCAGCCGGCAGAGAACUAACAGCAGUUCAGAAACAUAAAGAGAAAUUUCUUAGUAUGAAGAAUUCAAAGACCUCAUAAAAUCUAUGCUGAGGGAUGAGCUGCAAUUCAAGGACGAGAAGCUUGCAGAGCAGCUCGGGCAAGCUGAGGAGCUCAGGCAAUAUAAAGUCCUAGUUCACUCUCAGGCACGAGAGCUGGCCCGGUUAAGGAAGAGAUUACAGGAAGGGAGAGAUGCCUCCCGCUCAUUGAAUCAGCAUCUCCAGGCCCUCCUCACUCCGGAUGAGCCUGACAACUCCCAGGGGCAGGAUAUCCGAGAACAGCUGGCUGAGGGCUGCAGGCUGACAGAGAACCUCAUCCACAAACUCAGCCCAGAAAAUGAUGAAGAUGUGGAUGACGAUGUUUACGUUGAGGAGGCUGAGAAAGUGCGGGAAUCAUGUGCCCCCAGCAGAUAUAUAAGAAGAAUCUUCAUGUGUGCAGAGCUAUCUAAGCAUGGAGGCUGUAGUGGUUAACAAGACAGAUGAAGUCUCUGUUCAGAUGCUGCUCGACCAGCUCAACUUAGGUGAAUAAACAAUAUCUAUAGAGCAAGUGGAGGAAGAUGAUCCAACAUAGAAGAAAGAAGAGAGAUGAUCAGGGAAGCAGGAGGAGGCUUCUCUGGUGUCAUCAAAGCCCAUGAAGAGAGACUUCCAAGAUACAGGGAGUGGUCAACAAGGUGAAAGACUUCAGCGAGGCAGAGUAUGGUGGAGGCUGAGAUGUGUCCACCUGAUUGGCAAUCAUAUCCUUGGAGACCUUUGCCAGAGCAGUUUUAGUGUGGUGGUAGGAAGAAAGACAGAUGGCAGUGGACUGAGGAAGAGAGAUGAAGAGUAGAGAUGGGGGUAUGGAUUACUCAUUUGAUCAAAUUGAAUAUGAAGAAAAGGAGAAAGUGGCAGCCAGAGGGGAUCUAGGAUUAAGGGUAUAUUUAAAAAUAUACAGGUUUACAAGCUGUGGAGAAGGAGUUACCAGAAUGAGAAGUCAAAGAUUCCAGGUUGAAAGAAUGUGAACAAUGAAACAAGACCCCAGAGGAGCCGUGGGUGACUGGAAUUACUUCACAGAGGUGGAGAAGGAGAAGAGUGGGAGGGAGGCUGUAGAUAGCUUGUAGGUUUGGGCUGUACAGGGCUGUCCUUUCCCAUGGCCUUUUUGAUGCUAUGAGGCAGGAAGUAAGGCAUCUGUGAGCAUAGGCAUUGGGUAGGGGGCACAGAGGGCAUAGGCAUUGGGUAGGGGACUUGAGGAGGUCCUGUGGUCUCAGAGGAAAUGGAAAGAGGAGCUGAACCAGAAUGGCUGAGUGGUGUGAAAGUUUAGUGACCUAUCAUUUUGUGGUGACUUCAAUCCACAUGGUUGUGUGAUUGUGUGGCUGUAUGGCUUCUUCCAGGUGUGCUUCGAAGUUUAGUCAUCAGAUCCAAGAGAACGGGCUGUGGAAUGAAUUUAGGGUUAGGUGUGUGUGUAUGGGUAUAAACAAAGGAUAAAGGGGUGAAGGAGUUGAGGGCAUGGGUGAGAAAGAAAUUCACUUGAUUGGCACUGCAUGCUGGACAAAGAAGGAAGGAGAAAGGACACAGAAGGUGGAUGGUGGGAAGGCUCCACAAAAUCAAGGAGCAAGGUAAGUGGAAAAGAGGGAUGGAGAGAGCUGGCAUGUAAGAAGUUAUUGGUAUAGUCUAAUUUUUCAGUGAGUUUAACAUGUUGUAGGCAGAGCCCUUAUAAAUGAUGACAAAAUCUAA
Messenger RNA from Pan troglodytes (chimpanzee), 4441 nucleotides. RefSeq names its product putative neuroblastoma breakpoint family member 7. Lineage: Eukaryota; Metazoa; Chordata; Mammalia; Primates; Hominidae. The record is from RefSeq and is a predicted model, not a curated record. Bases 2780 to 3202 code for a protein of 140 amino acids. The transcript has 15 exons.